Molecule: messenger RNA, 3037 nt
Organism: Panthera uncia (snow leopard)
Lineage: Eukaryota; Metazoa; Chordata; Mammalia; Carnivora; Felidae
Gene: KIN
Product: Kin17 DNA and RNA binding protein
Exons: 13
Coding region: 56-1234 (392 amino acids)
Biological process (GO): DNA replication; DNA damage response
Cellular component (GO): nucleus
Molecular function (GO): double-stranded DNA binding
Source: RefSeq, a predicted model, not a curated record
AUUCCGCUUCCGGUUGGCCGGGCGCUUCAGCAAAGUUGUCGCUACCUUGGUCGCGAUGGGCAAGUCAGAUUUCCUUACCCCUAAGGCCAUCGCCAACAGGAUCAAAUCCAAGGGGCUUCAGAAGUUGCGCUGGUAUUGCCAGAUGUGCCAGAAGCAGUGCCGGGACGAGAAUGGCUUUAAGUGUCAUUGUAUGUCCGAAUCUCACCAGAGACAACUACUGUUGGCUUCAGAAAAUCCUCAGCAGUUUAUGGAUUACUUCUCUGAGGAAUUCCGAAAUGACUUUCUAGAACUUCUCAGGAGACGCUUUGGCACUAAGAGAGUCCACAACAACAUCGUGUACAAUGAGUAUAUCAGCCACCGGGAGCACAUCCACAUGAACGCCACCCAGUGGGAGACUCUGACUGAUUUUACCAAGUGGCUGGGCAGAGAAGGCUUGUGCAAGGUGGAUGAGACGCCGAAGGGCUGGUAUAUUCAGUAUAUCGACAGGGACCCAGAAACUAUCCGCCGGCAACUGGAGCUGGAGAAGAAGAAGAAGCAGGACCUUGAUGAUGAAGAGAAGACAGCCAAGUUUAUUGAAGAACAAGUGAGAAGAGGUCUGGAAGGGAAAGAACAGGAGGCUCCUGUUUUUACGGAAUUAAGCAGAGAAAAUGAUGAAGAAAAAGUUACAUUCAAUUUGAAUAAAGGAACAUGUAGUUCAGCAGCAACAUCAUCCAAAUCAAGCUCCUUGGGACCGAGCGCGUUGAAGAUAGUCGGGAAUGCGGCAUCAGCUAAGCGAAAAGAAUCUUCCCAGAGCACAGCUCGAUCAAAAGAAAAGAAAAAAAAGAAAUCCGCGCUCGAUGAAAUCAUGGAGAUCGAGGAGGAAAGGAAAAGAAGUACCCGAACAGACUAUUGGCUACAGCCUGAAAUCAUUGUGAAAAUUAUAACCAAAAAACUCGGAGAGAAAUAUCAUAAGAGAAAGGGUGUUGUUAAGGAAGUAAUUGACAAAUACACAGCUGUCGUCAAGAUGAUCGACUCCGGAGACAAGCUGAAACUUGACCAGACUCAUUUAGAAACAGUAAUUCCAGCACCAGGAAAAAGAAUUCUCGUUUUAAAUGGAGGCUACAGAGGAAAUGAAGGUACCUUAGAAUCCAUCAAUGAGAAGACUUUUUCAGCUACCAUAGUCAUUGAAACUGGCCCUUUAAAAGGACGCAGAGUCGAAGGAAUUCAAUAUGAAGACAUUUCUAAACUUGCCUGAGUUUGAAAAUUUGUUAACACAUUAAAAUCCUAAAGCAUCAAAUUGGUGUUCACCAAGGCAUUAUAAGACUCUACUGUGUUAGGGUGUUUCUUUUGUAUAAAGCAAAUGGAUUUAUUUAAAUAUUACUGUAUAGUUGUUCAGCUAAGCUUAUAGAAAAAUCGAAUUAUGUCUCAUGAAGUAUCAAAACAAUGUAAUUUUGUUUUUACUGGUUUGGUUUCCUUUGUAAUAUUGCCUUAAAGAUUUUUUAUCUUCAUUAAAAGAAUGUUAUCGUAAAGUGUUUUAUAUAAGACAAUUUAGAAUCGUGUAGAGCAAAUCCUUCAUAUACUCUAUAGUUGCAGUGGUAACGUUGAACUAUAAAUCUAAUUACACUUUAAAAAGUCAGACUAUAGAGUCUCAGCUUUAUUGAGAUAGAGUUCACGCACGGUAUCACGUACAGUUCGGUGGCUUUUAGUAUACGUACAGAGAUGUGCACCCAUCAUCACUAUUUACUCUUAGAGCAUUGUCAUCGCCGCAGAAGGAAACCUUGUGCCCGUGGUCUCUCCCUGUCCUCCCACUUUCCCCAGCCCCUGGCAACCACUAGUCUACUUUCGGUCUCGGGGACUUGCCCGUCCUGGACAUUUCAUAUCAGUGGAAUCGUAACAACAGGUGGUCUUUUUACGAGUCGCUUCUUCCGUGGAGCAUUGUGUUUGCAACGUGCACCCAUGUUGUAGCGUGUACCAGUGCUUCCCUCCUUUUUAUUGCUGAGCACCGUAUGGGUCCACCACAGCGUCAAAAUCCGUUUGUCAGUUGACGGACAUUCUGGUCGUGUCUGCUUUGGGGCUCUUAGGAGUAAUGCUGCUGUGAACGUUUGUGCGCACGAUGUUCUGUGGACACGUGUUCAUACGUUUUCAGUGCCUGGGAACGGAGCUGCAGAGCCUGACUGUAAGUCAUGGGAUGAUGUUUCUUUAUAUUUAAGAGAGAGAGAGAGAGAGACAGGGUGUGAGCAGGGGAGGGGCAGAGAGAGAGGGAGACACAGAAUCCGAAGCAGGCUCCACGCUGUAAGCUGUCAGCACAGAGCCCGAUGCUGGGCUCGAACUCACAAGCUGUGAAGUCAUGACCUGAGCCGAAGUCGGACGCUCAACCGACUGAGCACCCCCCGCCCCGCCCGGGGCACCCCUACCAUGUUUAACAUUCUGAGGAACUUCCAGCCUGUUCCAAAGUGACUGUACCAUUUUACAAUCCCAUCGACAGUGUUGAACUGUACAUUUUUAAAUAAUAGAUCAGUGUAUUAUUUAGGGAUGCAGAAGACAAGAAACUCAGCGAAUACUUAGGUUAUGUAAAAAAUAUACAUAUAUAUGUAUAUGUGUAUGUAUAUAUGUAUAUAUAUAUGGAUUUUUUUUUAAUAAAUAAAUUGAUGGCUCAUGCGACAGAAGGAGCAGAUCCGGGCUUGCAGUGGGGUCCAGGGUGCAAACAGCCUGGUCGGGCUUGGCUCCCGCGGCCCCGGCUUGGCCUGUGUCGGCCGUGCUCUCAGCCCCUCUCGACAGCAAGAUGACCGCCAGCGUCCCCGGCCUCCUGUCUCCCCCUUCUCCCCUGGUUCAGACAGAAGACUGGAACUGAGGCCGGGACAAAUCACUCCACGGGCAAGGGUUGGAAUAGUGAGAUGGGCCAGACCUGGGUGGUUCGCCAGCCCCUAGGCCGUCUCUCUCGGACUUAGCAUCAGGGAUUGCUGAUCAAUUCUGUCGUCAGAAGGCGGGAGGACCCGCCCGCGAACAGAACCGGAAGAUGACGGCAGCACGAGAUGCAGUAACGGGGCGAUGUCAGUAG